GCCAUUGAGGAGCUAAGCACAGAAGGGUGCGGUUGGGAAGGUGUUCUCCUCUUAGAUGAGCUAGAUGAAGUAGACAGUAUGUUGGAUAAAUCUGAAGACAUGAAGUAGGCAGUAUGUUGGAUAAAUCUGGAGGUCUCUGCUAAGAAAAACUGAGAACUUCACUGUAAGUGCAAGAGUUUGAACAGACUGGAUCCUAGCAGAAAUCAGGAAGGCCAAGGAAAUGGUGACCCUGAAAGUAUUCUUGGGGCCUGGGGAUGUGAGGUAUGACAUUUAUAAGACGCUUCACAUAAAGAGAAAAUGGAUGGAAACUUAUGUCAAAGAAUCUUUCAAAGGCAGGAACCAGAAAUUAGAAAGAUUUUGCAAAAUGAACGAACGAGAGAGGAAGAACAUCAACAACAAAUUUUGUGAGCAGUAUAUAACUACAUUUCAGAAGUCUUAUAUGGAUGUACAGAAAUUCAAUGAGGAAAAAGAAAAAUCAGUGAAUAGUUGUCAAAAAGAACAACAAGCAUUGAAACUGUCCAAAUGUAGUCAGAACCAGACCCUGGAAGCAGGUUUUGAUGAACUUGGGGACCAAGAACUAAGAUAUGCUUUUUGGUGUAGAUGGUGAACUGAGAAAAAAAAAUGUCUAUGUUUAAAAGAGCCAACAUGGAGAAUAAUCUGAAGUACUCGUCUACUUUCCCAUCUUCAGAAAAAUGAAGCAUGAAAAAUUUUCACUUGCUGGUUAUAUAUAUAUAUAUAUAUAAAACAA
Molecule: messenger RNA, 748 nt
Organism: Mus musculus (house mouse)
Lineage: Eukaryota; Metazoa; Chordata; Mammalia; Rodentia; Muridae
Product: predicted gene 21996
Exons: 8
Coding region: 221-607 (128 amino acids)
Source: RefSeq, a predicted model, not a curated record